CAACAACAUGCUCGAGAUAGCCGGUUCUCGUAACAAAUAUAAGAGCUGCGUAGAAGCUAAGAAGUCGUCCAAGAAUUCAGGUUAUUCAUUGAAAUCUAGAACGUAUCUGGUCAAGUUGAUCGACUAUGAAGAGGGUGCAAAAUAGCAUCGCUUGCUAAAAGCCCAUAAAACUAACUAAAGGCGUACGGAAAAUUUUUUGAUCUUGCAUGAACUCCGCUCAACAGAAGUUUCGGCUACAAAUACAGACCCCGCGUCAUUCCAGUAACCAGAAAUCAAAAAUAGCAUAGGAAAUGUACCGAAUGUGAGAAGUACUGAAAAUUUGUAGCUCAACUGGAAGCACAGAACAAAGAAAAGAAAAAAGUCCCUCCACGUUACAUUUCCUAUUCGGGCCAAUAUUGGGGGAUACAGACUGAGUUUUUCCGGUGCCCCCACUCUAUGCAUACCCACAGAAGGUCUUUCCACAGUUUUUCCCUGGAUCGACACAGUCAGAAUGUGCAAAACGAACAGGAUCUACACGAAAACUGGGGGAACGUUCUGCGGCUGAAGAAAGCCUCACCUGUUGCACAUAGACUCUACAUAAAGCAACACGGAAGUAUCGCUGUCUAUUAAUGUUAAUUAAUAAUCAACCCUUUAGUGCAUCUAAUUUUUCAAGUUUAUUCCGUAUAUAAACUCUGGUUCCGCAACAGAAAAAUUUCAUCUCCACAAUUUCUAACCCCUAUAAACUCUUUCUAUAGCAAUUACACUAUCAAUUGACUAAUACCACUAUGACUGCUCCAUUGAACAUCGCCGUUGUCGGUACCGGUAUUUUUGCCACAGACAACCACUUGCCAACCAUUCAGAGUAUUCCUAACUUGAAGGUUACAGCAGCCUACAACAGAACAAAGGCCAAGGCUGAGAAAUUCGCAGAAAAGGCUGGCAUCGACAAGAGCAAUGUCUACGACACCUUGGAAGAAGUUUUUGAAGACGACAAGACCGACUUCGUGGACGCCUUGUUGCCUGUCCAGUUCAACUUGGACGCUGUCAAGCUUGCCAUCAAACACAACAAGCCCAUUGCAUUUGAGAAGCCAAUCGCUGCCAAUUUGGCCCAGGCUAAAGAAAUCGUCAAGUUGUCCGAAUCUACAGACUUGCCAAUUCUUGUUUUGGAAAACUGGGCUUACUUGAAGGCUGUAUCUGUUCUUAAGGACGAAAUCUUGCCUAAGAUCGGUGAAGUUCUUUCUUUCACCUACAGAGCUACCGGCCCAUGGAAUGAUGUUAAUAAGUACUUAGCUACUUCUUGGAGACAACAUCCAGAACAUGUAGGAGGCUUCUUGUCUGACGGUGGUGUUCACCAGUUGGCUUUAUUAACUGAGGUCUUGGGUCCUGUUGAAUCGGUUUCGGCUUUGACCAGACAAGUCCACGAAGAGUCUGGUGACGACGAUGUUCUCUUCUCCACCUUUAAGUUGACUAGUGGAGCUAUCGGAACUUUCACCUACGGUUCUGCUUUCGGUGCUACUGACAAGUCUACCUCAUUUACUAUCUACGGAACCAAUGGUUCUAUCGUCUACGACUGGUCUCCAGCCUUGAAGACCCCUACUAUCACAUACCAGGUUGGUCCUUCUGCUGAAAGAUCCGAAGGUAAGACGGUUAUUGAGAUCGAAAACGGCAACACUAUCGCUGAAGAGUUCAAGAACUUUGCUGCUGCUGUUUCUGCUAAGGACAAGUCGUUGGUCAACGUCACUCCAGCCAAGGCUUUCCACCACUUUGCUAUCGUCGUCGCUGCCAUUGAGUCGUCCAAGAAGAACGGUGACUCUGUCAAGGUUGAAUUACCAUGAUAAAGAUAUAUCGUUAUAAAAAGUAAAAUCAAAAAGGCUUAAAAAGCCAUUUACUACCAAAACCAAUAUCAUAAAUAUAUUGAAAUGAUGCAUUAUG
Scheffersomyces stipitis CBS 6054 is the source of this 1908-nucleotide messenger RNA. RefSeq lists its product as uncharacterized. The transcript has a single exon. Gene Ontology annotation, molecular function: nucleotide binding; oxidoreductase activity. Gene Ontology annotation, biological process: NADPH regeneration. The coding region runs from base 765 to 1811 and encodes 348 amino acids. NCBI's taxonomy places the organism in Eukaryota, Fungi, Ascomycota, Pichiomycetes, Serinales, Debaryomycetaceae. Gene Ontology annotation, cellular component: cytoplasm. The record is from RefSeq and is a predicted model, not a curated record.